CUUACGAUGCAGCUGCCUUCCCUAUAUCUCUGGCUCCCUCCAUGGCAGCUGAUGACUACAACCCUGUUUCCCUGAGACAGAAGUCCAGGAGGAAGACUCGAGGAGGUAAUGUGGCAAUGAGCAGGCGGAGGGUCUCGGUUAAAGAGCUGGGGGAAUCUGACCACCAGGGCUGGCUCUACAGGAAGAAGGAAGGAAAGGGCUUCCUGGGCUUCAAAUGGAAGAAGUACUGGUUUGUGCUGAAGAAGACUUCUCUGUACUGGUACACUAAUCCGCUGGCAGAGAAAGCAGAGGGAUACAUUAACCUGACUGACUUCAUGAUCGACAGAGCAUUGGAGUGCAAGAAAAAAUUUGCCAUCAAAGCAUGUCACCCGCAAGUCAUGAUGUUUUACUUUGCAGCUGAUACCUAUGAGGAGAUGAACAUAUGGUUGAAUAAGCUUGGGCUCGCUUCAAUCCAAUAUGAAUCAGCAGAGAGCAACACUGCUGAGUGCUACAGCGAGGCAAGUGAUCACGAGGAGGCUGAGACAGAGGCUCCCCCUCCCCCAUACUCAGAGCAGAUGAGCCAGGACUCUGCGGAUGUGGGUGGUCCACAUGGCAGUGGACAUCAGGGUAGCCUCCUUCCCCCAUACUCCUUCUCCCCUCCUAGCGAGACCAAUGGAUCCUUCUCCUCACCUGUCAGCACGAUAACAUCACAGAGUUCCGUGUCCUCUCUGGCCAAGCAUCGUCAGUCCUGGCUGGACCUGGUCUCGCAGGCCUCUCCUGUUGCCGGGGAAACGGUGGUGUGCUCUGUGCAGGUCCACACAAAUCGGUCCCCACAGCAUCAGAAGAACGAGGGGCCCCUACAGCACCACCAGGAGGCUUCGUCCUUCCAGGACCCCCCAGGGAGCACAGCCAGGGAAGACUUUAACCCCAGGAAGCAGACAGAGGAGUUGGCUGUGCUAGAAAUAGGGACAGAAGAUGUGAACCACGAAGCCUCGUCUGAUGAGAUGGAGAGAUUGUACAUCCACCUCAAACAGGCCAGCCUCUCUCCCAUAGGAGACCGCAAACCAUCCACCAAGAGGGACUUCAGAGCCUCCUUUAUAAAGCGAUGCAAAAACCAGGACAUUAACGAGAAACUGCAUCUCAUCAGGACCCUCAACAGCACGCUAAAGGCCAAGGAGGCAGACCUGUUGACCAUCGAGCAGGUGCUGUCAGACCCUGACCUCACCUCGCCCAGAUUCAGGGAAUGGAAAGAGGCCAACACACCUUUGCUCCAGGAGAUCUGUCUCAAGCAUGUACACCAGGUGGCAGCACAGGUAGAGCCUUCCGCAGCAGCAGCCAAUGCCAUCGCUGUCUCCUUUGUGGAGACCAGUUUAUAAGGGAGUAGGAUGAAGUUGCCCCUAAACACUGAUCUAAUGUCAGUUUUGAGUUUCUCCCACUCAUGCUUAUUAAUAGGAUUUGGGAUGGAUGAGCUGAUUGUGGACCUGUGCCUAAGGGCAACUUUUACUCAGAGUUUUAUAAGACUCACUGCCAUUGUCUACCCAUAACCCAGUAGCACUAAUAGUUGUACUUAGGCUGUGUUUUUAUCAAACUACAUACAAUAGGAAGCAGCUCAUGUUGUCUUGCCACUAUGUGGACUCAUGAUAAGAAUAGUAUUUUUUUUUUUUAAGUUCUUAAAUGGAGUAUGCGCAAACAUUUGGUUGAUUGGAUUUAAUUAUAUGGCUUUAUAUUGUUAAUGUUGUUGUAAUUUAUCUUUUUAUGUUUAGAGAUCUAACAAAAUUAUGUUUCAAUGUGUACAGUAUUUGUGUUUGCUUGUUUUUGUGUUAUUUUAAGUAGUGAGUGAUGGAACAUUGGGUACAUGUGAACCAUCUCUCAGAAAAUGUAUUUCCAAGUGUUUAUUUUGCAACAUGAUCAGUAGCCCAUAGGACAAGGUUUUAUUUUCUAAUAGUUUUACUAACAGUGCCACAGACAUGCACUAGUACUGUGACUUAGACUGUUAUCUUGUUUACAUUAGGAUCAUGAUACUGUUGUGGGUUUGCCUGGAUACAUUUUCAUUGAACAUUGCUGUAUGUGAUAGAUGUUACAUUCAGAUCCAUGGAGAUGUUGUUAUGCAAUCAUAACAUUUUGUGCCAGCAACAAUUCAUCAUGAAUUGUAAUUUAGAUGAUUUAGCCGUGUGGUAAAUAUUUUAAAUACAGUAAUUGUACAUAAGUGUAAGGUGUGUACAAUUCUAUAUUUUCAUUGGUCAAUUAUCAUUAAUUGCCUGUAAGAGUAUUAAAGCGUUUAAAUGCUCUGCGUU
This is a messenger RNA of Salvelinus namaycush (lake trout), 2273 nucleotides long. RefSeq names its product interactor protein for cytohesin exchange factors 1-like. The record is from RefSeq and is a predicted model, not a curated record. The transcript has 11 exons. The coding region runs from base 42 to 1355 and encodes 437 amino acids. Lineage: Eukaryota; Metazoa; Chordata; Actinopteri; Salmoniformes; Salmonidae.